GAACCUUUGCCAGACGUGGAGAUGAACGACACUCAGGACGAGGAGGAUGACGAGGUUGAUGGUGCUGAUGCCCUUGGUUCACUAUUGCCCGGUGAUGUAGCCAAAUCUUCACCGCACAUGCAUGAUGAUCCAUUGCCAACAUCGAUUUUUGAUGAUGAGAUCCCUUGUUCCCAGCCCGAAAGCCCUGAAGUGAACAUGACUUUGGGAGAUGAGAAGAUGAUGACAAGCGAUGAAGGUGGAGUGAUUGACAAGCACGCCAUCGUCAUGAUCAGUGAUGAUGACACCACCCCCAAGAAAAGUGUGAUUUCCGAACCCAUGGACCCUGAAGCAGCUACCAUCGCAAGCUAUCAAGAGAAGCUCAAACAGCUCAAGGCUCAGCUAGCGCUCACAAAGAAGAAGAACUGUGCUGAGAGAGCCAGGAACUCCUUGGACCAGGCCCAGGAAGUGCCGAUUCCAGUCAUUGAGAGCUUGGGCUUUGGUGGGGACAACCAGGAGACCCUACAGCUAGCACCAGGUGAACUAGAUGACUUGGCCAAAGACUUUCAGAGCUUCCAGCUUGAUGGUGAGAAGAUGGAUGACAUUUCUCCUGUUCUGCGACGGGCUCAACUUGCACUCAAGUCAGCCGAUGAUGGAGAUGAUGGAAAAGGGGUUCCUGAUGAUAGCGCCCCUUCUGACCCCCCCGGCCUUGAGAACCCUGACAAGAGCAAAGGCCCUGAGAACCUUGACAUGGUGGGGGAAAGUGAAAAGGUGGUAGAGCCAGAGAAGGAGGACAAGCCACCUGCCAAACCUAACAGCAAAAAACGUCAGGCUGCUGGGGGACACAAGGUUGCAGGAGGAUCUGGGGGAAGCCAGCCAGAUGAAGUCAAACCCAAGAAAAGAAAGGCAAACCCGGAGAAUGCCGAACCUGCCCCCAAGAAGGCUGCAGCCAAAAAGAAAACUUGUGAGACCAGUGAUGCCGACCAGACCGCCAAAAAGGCAAAGACCCAACCUGCUACUUUUGCCCGCCGAGCCCAGCCAACUACCAGUUUUGGCAAAGCCAGGUGGCUUGCUCUCAGAGAUGUUUUCAAUAACCGGAUCCGUGCCUUCGUGAAGGCCCCCUCCAAGCAUGAGGAUAUCUUCUGGAAGUUUGCCGGCGACUGGUGGGCGAAGAAGCAGUAUGAGAUGGAUGAAUCCAACCUCCCAAUGUUGUCCAGCGAGGCAGCAACUGAGUACUUGGCGAAGCUUGAGCGUGAUGACAGCAUUGCUGAUCUGGGCCAUAGUCGCUAUGGGGGGUUGUUUUGUGCUAGAGCAACCACGACUUACCCACCACGCUUUGGACAACGCAUUGCCCGGCUCUACAAGCGCUUUUGCACUAAGCGGGUGGCCCUCCCUGAAGCUUCCAUUGCUGACCAGGAUACGCAACCGGCAACUCCAGAAGAGUUGAAACAGGCCCGUUCAAAAGCGAAAGCAAAACCGAAGCCAGCAGCUGCAAAGAGCAAGCCCAGAGCCAACAAGCGAAUGCAGGAGCAAAUGGACGUUUUGAUGGCUGGCGGGAAGGGUAAGAGUGCUAGUGCUUUUCAGACACCACCCCCAACUGUGAAUGGGCCAACUCCCAAGAGCAAGUCGAAGGAGACAGAGGUUCCAAAAGGGGCUAGUGGUGUCAAGGUUGACCUGAAGAAAAGACUUGACCCCAACGAAGUUGCACGCACCCAGGGCAAAGAUCCACCCGACUUGUUCGUCUCCCGGGUUACGAAGACCAUCACCAAGACCAACAAGUUGACUCGCAAGAAGAAGAGGGGUUGGUUCACAAAAGAGACCAUGAAUACCGUACUCAAGUGGAGCUCGACGUACAUCAAGAGUGUGGUGGCGUACUGCGAGAAACCUGGCAACGAGCGCUUGGUGAAGAAGGACCGCUACAACAAAAAGAUCCACAAAUACUAUGUGGUCUAUGGAGAGGAAGAUGAUGAGCUGAGUGAGGAUGAGGAGAAGAAUGAAACACGUGACCAUGAGGUGGGCGAAGAUGUGACCUUCAAAAGGUUGGGUGCAGUGACGGAGGGUUCAGAGUCUGAGGAAGACCUGGAUGAGGAUGAAAAGAAAGCUGAACAAAUCAACACGGCCAAGAAGGAGUAUCUGAAGUUCUGCACCUUCACAGCAAGCUUGCUUAAGAGAGGUGAGAAACUUGCUGACUUGAUCGGGAUGUUGGAGGCUGCAGUGGGGGACAAGGAACCCGAAAAAGCUCGUGUAGCGAAGUCGGUGUCCAACUUGGAAGCCGCCAUCUCCACUUUGGAGACUGAGUUUGAAGCCUGUGAAGUGGUCAAGGUUGAUACUUCGGCCUUGCAAUCGGGCAAAUGUGCCGAUGAGACGGUGUGCAGCAAGGUGACCACAGCUGAGUUGGCCGCAAAGACAAACACUGGUGAUGAAAGUGGCUACAUGGAGUACUUCUCCCGUGAUUUAAUUACCGGGGAUUCUGGGGAAGCAAGCGCCCGGGUGAAGGGUCCUGCCAGAUCGUCCAAGAUGGAUUUGGCUAAGCUUGCCGAUGACUUUGAUGCUUCAACCUUUGACUGGGAGACUGUACGGCCUUUUGGCCUCCUGAGCCAUUGCGUGCGGACUGGCGCCCCUUCCAAACACAUCGUCGAGCUGGCGCAGGCAGAGGUCCGAAACAACCCACGUGCCACUUUGGGAAUGAGAAAGUUAGCAGCUAUUCGCUUGAAAGAUGCUGAAAAAGGAGUCCACAAAUUGUUGAAAGAAGAAGGAUUUGAAUGUACAGUGCCAGUGGGCAAGUUCACAGUGAGACCAGGGUUCACCAUUCCGUACAUCUUGCUGUCUUCAUGGGUGAAGUACCUAUUAGAUUGUGGCCGACUUCCCAAACUUCUCGUUGGUGUACCUACAUUUGCAAAGAUGAGAUUGGUGUUGAAGGAGUGGUGGGCUAGAUUUCGUGUUUUGUAUCCUGACCAUGGGUACUUCGGUCAUGCUGAACGUCAUGGGAUUCCUUUUGAAAACCUUGUUCCCUUCUUCUCCCAUGCCGAUGAUGGGCGAAGCUACAAACACCUUGGCAUUUGGAUUCUUUCAAGUGCUGGUUGCAUUGGGAGGGGGACGAGGAUGCAUGUUGAUUCCAAUCGCCACAGGCUGCCAUUGCAUGAAAAUGCUAUGGGUGCAAAUUUCAUGGGAAAGACUUGGACGACCCAGUUUAUUUUCACCACGGUUCUCAAGACUGUUUACACACAGUAUCCGAAUAUCUUGGACGAAUUGACCAGCAUCUAUGCUGAAGAUGUGAAGAAGCUCUUGUUUGAGGGUGUGCUUGCAGCCAAUGGGCGGGAUCGUGUUUACUUAGCCCACAUGGGUUUCAAAGCUGAUUUGCCAAUGCUUCAAAAAAUGGGCGGGUUCCAUCGAUGUUGGUCUCAUGUCCCACGACAGUCCUCAUCUAGAAAACCCAGUGAAGGAUGUUGCCACCUGUGCCUUGGUGGAAGGGAAGGCAACCCAAGUUUUCCCUAUGAAGAUUUCCGACCAGAUGCUGCUUGGACGGCGACCAUCUACAUGGAAGUGCCAUGGGCUCCUGACUGUCCUCCAAAGAUUUUUGAGGGCUUGCCAUUGAGUCCUACUGACCAAAUGGAUUUCUUCAAGAGUGACUUUUGGCACAACUGGCAUUUAGGGAUGUCAAAACAUUUUUUAGCUUCUGCACUGGUGGCGAUCGUAGAAUCCGACUUGGAGAUCUUACCUAGAGGAUCUGUUGAAAAGCGGUUUGAGUUUUUGACGGAGAUGUAUGUGAAGUUCCAUCGUGAUCGGAAUGUUACACCAUUCUUGGCUGAAAUUUCUCGUGACAGCAUGUCAUUCCCUGCCAGCACAGCUGCACCAGCAGGUGCGACCAAGGCGAUCAACAUUGCGAUCACUUUCAUGUACCAAGCUGGCUUUUGGAUUAGGGCUGCUGACGCGAUGAGGCUGAGCGGCUUCCUUUACUUCUUUUUGGCCAAGUACACUGUUUGUGCCCGUUUGACAUUGCAGCUCAGGCUGCGGCGUUUUGCAAUGUUGCCUAAAGGGCAUAUGAUUUCACAUGAGGCAAAACGUUUGAUGACUGAAAGCAAGAAAGGGGCCUGGGUGGUGAACACCAUAGUGUUCACCAACCAG
Cladocopium goreaui is the source of this 4101-nucleotide messenger RNA. The record is from the annotation of a GenBank genome assembly. Lineage: Eukaryota; Dinophyceae; Suessiales; Symbiodiniaceae.